This is a messenger RNA of Prorocentrum cordatum, 491 nucleotides long. The record is from the annotation of a GenBank genome assembly. NCBI's taxonomy places the organism in Eukaryota, Dinophyceae, Prorocentrales, Prorocentraceae.
GGGCUCGGACGCCCCCGGCGCUGGCAGCGUCUGCCCUGAAGCGCGAGCGGGCUCGGGCGGCCGCCCAGGUGGCCCGGGCCGCGCUUCGCUUCAGAGGGCUGUCGACCCUGGAGAACGCCGCGAUCCUGCCUUCGACGGCCAAGAACUACCAGAUGUCCCUCGAGGCCCUCGCGGUCUUCUGCUCGGCGCGCCGCCGGGACUGGGGCUCGAUGGCGGAGCUCGGCGCGCUGCUGGUGUACUUCGACCAGAUGUACCUCCUGGGCGAGAACGGCAACACGGGGUCACAGCUUCUGGCGGCUCUCAGCCUCGUCAUGCUUGUCUUGUGCAAGGCGGUGCCGCGGGGCUGGCUGCGCAAGCGGUUCGUCUUUGUCGAGCUGUUAUGUGGCAAGGGUUGCAUCGCGGCCGCGCUGAAGCCAGAGGGCUUCGCGGCGAUCGGCUUCGACAUCAGCCGCGGGGCCCGCGAGAACCAUUUGGUGCGUGAGUUUUUUGGG